This is a messenger RNA of Bipolaris maydis ATCC 48331, 1130 nucleotides long. RefSeq lists its product as uncharacterized. Lineage: Eukaryota; Fungi; Ascomycota; Dothideomycetes; Pleosporales; Pleosporaceae. The record is from RefSeq and is a predicted model, not a curated record.
ACUGCCCCCAACACCACCACUCCUCCCGCCGAGCUUGUUCCAGACAAGCAACACGACAUGGCCACCAUGACAGCCCCUACCCCACUGGGCUCCCUCGAUGCCCACGCUACAUCCUUCGGAGGAUUGCUCCAAAAGCGGCAGAAACGCCCAGAGCUCCCAACACGCAUCUCUCUGCCCAACUCGGAGCUAGACGACGAGGUCCUGCCCUCCCCGCCGCCCACACACGCUAUCCUCUCCCCGCUACCCGAGGCCAACAAGCUGCAUGCCGGCCACACUCCACUGAUACCCCGCGCCCUCUCCCCCGUCCACGACGACCAAGAGCCCGCUGCCGCUGAAGAACAAGCGCCUGCCACAGAGUACUAUGAGCCAGAGCCAAGCAUGCAAGCAGAUGACCAGCCCCUCAUCGGCCCCCUCAUGCUGCCCACGAACCCCGUCGAAGGUGCAAGUGACCACAUUGCACUCGACGUGCUCGACGACGUACUCGAGAAGGUGGCAAAAGACCAGGACAGGUUCAGCAGGCUCAAGGAUGCACCAGAGCCCGAAGUGGCGCAACCAGAUCCUCCCGCUGCACCGCCUGCAGCAGAUGCACACUCGGGCCUGCCACUAAGCCGAAACACAUCGUCCGACUCGCGCAAGUCGAGUAACAACAACACAGAAGUUGUCGAUGGCGUCAGAUUGAAGACUCCACCAUUGAAUUUUGGAGUCCCUAUAGGACAAGUAUAGUUCUAUUUGUUCCUCAACAGGAUUAUCAACAUCUCGGGACAUGUCAUUUUUCCAACGAGUUUUUUUUUCUACAUGUUUCAUUUCGCAUUCUUGCCAUUUUCGAAUUUACAAUGUGAGAAUGGGAUACCAUGGCACAAAUUGGGUAGGGGGGAGGGGGGCGGCGUUUUUGAAUGAUAAAAAAAACAAAGCAAAGCAAGAAGCCACAUGUCUCAAGAAGAAGAGUGCGGCGGUGGAACAGAGAGAAAGAAAAAGAAAAAGAAAAGAUGCGAUACCCAAAAAAAUUAUUUCCAUGUAUGCCCACCAGAGGCACCGUCAUCAUAUCCAGAGCCCCAUCGCAAAGGCUACAUAGACUUACCAGCCUUAGCGCUAUGCAAAAGGACAACAAUAGAAUUCCAAGCUGUGACUUA